AUGUCAUUUUUUAGUGAAUCCAAUCUUGAUCGUAUGAUAGAGAAUCUUCUCAAUAUGAACCUUAUUCCUGAAGAUGCAUUACGUGCAUUAUGUGAUAAAGCUAAAGAAAUAUUAUUAAAUGAACCAAAUGUUAUUAAAAUUGAAUAUCCAGUUACAGUUUGUGGAGAUCUUCAUGGACAAUUUCCAGAUGUAAAAGAAGUAUUUAAUAUUGGUGGAAAAUUACCAGAUACAAAUUAUUUGUUUUUAGGAGAUUUUGUUGAUAGAGGAUUUCAUUCAAUUGAAACUGCAUCAUUAAUGGUUGCACUUAAAGUCAGAUAUCCUAAUCGAGUUCAUUUAUUACGAGGAAAUCAUGAAAGUAGACAAAUUACUCAAAUAUAUGGAUUUUAUGAUGAAUGUAUGAAAAAAUAUGGAAGUAGUGAUGCAUGGCAAA
Entamoeba dispar SAW760 is the source of this 430-nucleotide messenger RNA. Its product is annotated as protein phsophatase-2A, putative. The transcript has a single exon. The record is from RefSeq and is a predicted model, not a curated record. Gene Ontology annotation, molecular function: protein serine/threonine phosphatase activity. Gene Ontology annotation, cellular component: cytosol. NCBI's taxonomy places the organism in Eukaryota, Evosea, Mastigamoebida, Endamoebidae. Gene Ontology annotation, biological process: peptidyl-serine dephosphorylation; mitotic cell cycle. The annotation marks the transcript as partial.